UAAUAUUUUAUAUUUUAUAAAAAUAAUUAAAAGGUUCGAUUUUUGAUGGAUCAAACGGCAAUUUUUUGUCGAAUCAAUUCUUAAGUCUCCGCUUUGAAUUGAUUUGAAAAACCGAUUUUUUUGAAAAAAUCACCCAUCCCUAGUAUGUAGUGCCGCGUGAUACUGUCAUAAGAACUAAAUAAAAAAGAAUUUUAUUUUCGUUGAUCUCGUCAUAUAUUACAAAAUUAGUUAGUCCGGUGUCAAUAAAAGAAUGCGAUACAACAAAGAGUGGUGUCCAGUCAAGAUUGAUAAGGCGUUUUCAGAAUCAAAAAACUACGUCUUACCUCGUAUGACGGGAAUAUGUUAUUUAUUUGCUGGAAUUGAUUUCUACGACCUUGGCAGUCAUAAUUCAUAAAGGUGCGAUUUCACGAACCGCUCGAAUCAGCCGUUUCGAGCGAGAAAUUUUUCGCUCUUACUUUAGCGGCUAAAAUUUUGUAGAUGGAACAGUUCCAACUACAAGCAUUUGACGCUGAAACGCUCUGCGAUGUGAACAGUGCUACCGCGAAGUCGAUAUCGCAAUACAUAACCUUCAUUUCGAAUAAGUUUGAGAACGUUUAUGAAUUCGGAUCUAUACAACAGAUUCACAACGCUUUACUUUAUUUUUUAAAGUUAGUUGGAAACCAUUCGUCGAACAUGUAUCAUUUGGAAAAACCUUUACAACAAUCUACAAACGAAAAUGUAGAAAUAAAUAUAGUUGCAACUUGUGGGUUAUGUGAAACCAUAUGCGACAUGAAUGAGGUAGGUAAUCACAUGUGCCUUCAAGGCUUCGAUAAGUGCCACUUGGAUAAAAACAAUUAUUUUUAUCUAAUAUGUAGUAAGUAAAUUCGAAUUGAUUAUUAUCUUAUUUAAAAGCAUUUCUUAUAAUAUUUUAUAAUAA
This is a messenger RNA of Solenopsis invicta (red fire ant), 916 nucleotides long. RefSeq lists its product as uncharacterized. NCBI's taxonomy places the organism in Eukaryota, Metazoa, Arthropoda, Insecta, Hymenoptera, Formicidae. The transcript has 3 exons. The record is from RefSeq and is a predicted model, not a curated record. The coding region runs from base 478 to 861 and encodes 127 amino acids.